This is a messenger RNA of Parnassius mnemosyne (clouded apollo), 708 nucleotides long. Lineage: Eukaryota; Metazoa; Arthropoda; Insecta; Lepidoptera; Papilionidae. The record is from the annotation of a GenBank genome assembly.
AUGUCCACAGCAUCUUCAGACUCGGAAGCGGAGUAUCAUUCAUAUUCCGAAAGGACAUUAGCGAUCAUUAAACCAGAGGCCUACGAAAAUGCUGAAGAUAUUGAGAAACAUAUAAAAAACCAUGGGUUUUUCAUAUUAGCGCGGCGUGAAGUUCGACUAACACCGGAGCAAGCGGCAGAACUGUACCGGAACCACUACGGGCAACACCACUUCCCGCAUCUCGUGGCACAAAUGUCUAGCGGACCUAUCGUGGUGCUGGUGCUGGCAGCCCGCGGAUGUAUUCAGAAAUGGCGGAAUUUAAUGGGACCUGCUCGGGUGGCAGAAGCACAAGCUUAUUGGCCGGACAGUCUGCGCGCGUGCUACGGCCGGCGCACAAAAUAUGGCGAUUAUUUCAACGCUCUACAUGGCAGCAAGAAUCACGCCGAAGCUUUGCGUGAAAUUCACUUUUUCUUUCCUAACAUGAUAGUGGGUCCACUACUUCGUCACUGGCAAGUGAACGACUACAUACAAAAACACCUCGUCGGAACAUUGCAACCAGCGCUGGCCACCCUCACCAGAGAGCGACCUGCUGAACCAAUAAUAUGGCUGGCUGAAUAUCUGCUCCGGAAUAAUCCUAAUGAACCUGUUCUGGGGCCACAAAAUCUAGAAAUUAGAGACGACCCUCGCUGUCAUACGCCUGUUCCUUCUGAAACCUCGAAUAGAGAUUAA